CAUUAGCAGUAUUGACAUUUGCUUUCACGCUCGUGGUGUAUUUUGUCGUGGUAGUUUAUUUCUUCUCAAAAUAUAAAUUGAAAGAAUGGACAGCAAAUACCGCCGUAACGGUCGUCUGAUUGACAUUGUGGAUGAAGAGUGGCGGGCUGAACAGCUCCCUCAUGAGGACAUCCAGGUCCCGUUGGAGGAGCUCCCGGACCCUGAAGCUGACAGCGCAGACUCUCACCUCACUCUCAAAGAACAGAGCCUGCGCUGGCAAGAGAAUUUCCCAGAACCAGCUGCAAGCAAUAUUUAAAACUAGGAACAAAUCAACAUUAGGGACCAGAUCCCAAAAUAUUUAAACUCUCAAGUAAAAUUACUCACUACAAGAUGUAUAAUUAUAGAAACAGAAAAA
Molecule: messenger RNA, 394 nt
Organism: Spodoptera litura
Lineage: Eukaryota; Metazoa; Arthropoda; Insecta; Lepidoptera; Noctuidae
Product: anaphase-promoting complex subunit 13
Biological process (GO): protein K11-linked ubiquitination
Cellular component (GO): anaphase-promoting complex
Source: RefSeq, a predicted model, not a curated record